Trypanosoma theileri is the source of this 498-nucleotide messenger RNA. RefSeq lists its product as uncharacterized. The transcript has a single exon. The record is from RefSeq and is a predicted model, not a curated record. Lineage: Eukaryota; Euglenozoa; Kinetoplastea; Trypanosomatida; Trypanosomatidae. The annotation marks the transcript as partial.
CGUAUUGACCAAGAAAAACAAAUUAAAGAAGAAAAGCAACAACUAUCACCUAAUAGAGAUGACUCCUCUACUCUUUCACCUAAAGGAACCAUUAGUACUGGGGAUAGUAGUGGACCAGGUACAACAACAGUGGCUGGAUCCCCAUCUGGUGAAAAAGAAGGAGAUACCCCAGAGAGAUUGAAUACACCCGCACAACCUACAACUGCAACGAGUUCUUCUGCGAGUGUACCUGCAGAGACCAGCACAAUUUCAACAUCUUCCACUAACAACAGUACAGGUGACAGUACUUCUAGCGCGGCCACGGGUGUGAGUGCGACAGCAGAGACAGAAGGAACCAAUACCACUUCUACACCUAAGGCAGUCCCAGAGAUCAACAACAUCGCAUCCACUAUGCAGAAUAACAAGGCUAAUGUUGACAGCAGUGUCAGUCCUGUGUGGAUGCGCACUGCAGCACCGCUGCUGAUUGUGGUUGUGUUAUUCUCCGUUACUGUGUACUGA